AUGGGACACGGCGACAGACCCAAGGCGAGGCCCCAGCCCACAAAAUCGCAAAAGCCACCACAGGCCGCGGACCAGAGCCACCACAACAGCAGCCCAAUCCGCCCAUCGACUGCCCAGGAACAUACCCGGACUGCCUCCCCGUACACCCCAGGAACCAUGGUCCCUUGCCCAACGGUCCGGUUUACGCCGGCCGGAUCCACUCCCCCGAGUCCCGCCGUCCCGGGCCCUGUUGCCAAGAAACAGCCGGGCGAUUCUGCCGAGCAAAAAAAGAAUGCAAACAUGAUCUUUUGCAAAAUCGCCGAAGACCUGAUACAGCUGCUGAAGGCAAACGACCAGGACUCGGUGUUCCGCAUCGACACGAUCCGACGGAGAGCGUCGAGCCUGUAUAACGAGUUCUCGCAGCUCCAAGCCCAAUUCACCGAGAUUCUGACGGAGCGAGAUUCAAUACGCGAGGACUGGAACAAGAUCACGGUUCGCCAGCAGAAAAUGGAGAGCCUUUGUCGGGAUUUGCAGAGCGAGAAUAAGCGACUGGCGGCCCUCCACGAAGAUACGCAAAGGAUCACGAUCGGCGAGACGCAGAAGCGCGAAGAACUCGCGAUCAAGUACGAGUCCAAGAUGGAUGAGAUGUCCGAGGAGUACCGGAAGCACCUUGAGGAGCACGAAAUGCUCAAAUCGCGAUUCGAGGGCUUUCUGGAGCAGUACCAGCUACGCGAGCACCACUUUGACGCCGUGGUUCAGGCAAAGGAGCUGGAACUGGAGCUGGAGCGCGUGAAGCAAGAUCAUCAACGGCAGGAAACCGAGAAGGAGCUCCGCAACGUGGCCAUCCUCAAGUCACAGAUCUCAUCGUUCGUCAAGACCGAGGAGGAUUUGCGGAGAGUCAAUGCGGAAUAUCUACAAAAGAUUGUGAAGGCCGAAGACACCCUGCGGAAGAACAACGAGCUGGUGCAGUCGUAUCAAAAGGCUCUGCAAAGCGUGCACGAAGAAAAGCAGUCGUACGUUGCCGAAAGUAGCGAAAAGAAGAUGUCGGUCGAGGCCAGCGCGCGCCUCAAGGCAGCAGAGUAUCGCAUGACGACAAUGGAGGGCCUAUGCCGAGCACUGCAGACGGAGCGGGACGAGCUGAGAAGGACAGUUGCGAACUACGAAGCGAUUCUACGGAUGUCGUCGGAACCAGUCCGACAGCAGUUUGCCCUGACAAACUCGAGCCCAAGCCAACCGAAUCCAAGCCCGGCGAUGGAGCGCGAGGCAGUCGACGGCGACAACCCAACCGAGAUGCCGACGAAAAAGCCCGACCGGAAGGGAAAGCGAAAAUAG
Polychytrium aggregatum is the source of this 1311-nucleotide messenger RNA. RefSeq names its product myosin-like coiled-coil protein-domain-containing protein. The coding region runs from base 1 to 1311 and encodes 436 amino acids. The record is from RefSeq and is a predicted model, not a curated record. Gene Ontology annotation, molecular function: syntaxin binding. The transcript has 10 exons. Lineage: Eukaryota; Fungi; Chytridiomycota; Chytridiomycetes; Polychytriales.